This is a messenger RNA of Rotaria sordida, 216 nucleotides long. The record is from the annotation of a GenBank genome assembly. Lineage: Eukaryota; Metazoa; Rotifera; Eurotatoria; Philodinida; Philodinidae.
AUGGAAAUUAUUAAACGGCAGACAACAAUACUAUCUACUACUCCAUCAUCUGUUCAUACAAAUUCACUUGAUUUUCAAUCGACAACAUCAAAAGGUCUUCUGUCAUACUGUUUUCAUAUACCACAAAAUUUCUUAACGUUGUCAACAACGCUAUAUGAAUUAGAUGAAUAUAUGCCAUCAAAUGUCCCACUCAAUGGACAUGAUGAUGUUUUAUGA